This is a messenger RNA of Necator americanus (New World hookworm), 801 nucleotides long. RefSeq lists its product as uncharacterized. The record is from RefSeq and is a predicted model, not a curated record. The coding region runs from base 1 to 801 and encodes 266 amino acids. Gene Ontology annotation, biological process: base-excision repair, AP site formation via deaminated base removal; base-excision repair. NCBI's taxonomy places the organism in Eukaryota, Metazoa, Nematoda, Chromadorea, Rhabditida, Ancylostomatidae. Gene Ontology annotation, molecular function: uracil DNA N-glycosylase activity. Gene Ontology annotation, cellular component: mitochondrion; nucleus. The transcript has 8 exons.
AUGGCACCAUCACCUGCGAAGAAGAUUCCAGACAUGUUUUUUCGUGCUCUUAAGAGGAAAGGAGACGUAGCUACACUUGCUACUACAGAUACACAGUGUGAAAAGAGAACGAAAACAGAAGAAAACGAGACGCAAAAAGAAAAUGCCACUGUCAGUACAGGUUUCUGUUUGUACAGUCUUUUGACGGACAAGCACUGGCGUAGCAUUCUGAAAGAAGAAUUUAACAAGAAGUACAUGCACGAAAUCGAAUCAUUUCUCCGCAGUCAGUAUGCUCGGAAGGUUCCCGUUUUCCCCCCAAGUGAAGAAAUUUUCUCUGCUUUCAAUCUCACAUCGGCUCAUGGGCUCUCGUUUUCUGUGAAGAAGGGUGUACCUCCGCCCCCUUCCUUGAAAAACAUCUAUAAGGAGCUAAGCAAUGAUAUUCCGGGAUUUCUCAUUCCUAAUCAUGGGUUCUUGGAAAAGUGGGCCACCCAGGGAGUCUUUAUGCUCAAUGCCACAUUGACAGUCGAGUCUGGAAAAGCGAAUUCACAUGAAAAGAUUGGCUGGCAAAAGUUUACGGACAAAGUAAUCUGCCUGAUUUCCUCAAUGACCGAAGGAGUCGUAUUUCUUUUAUGGGGUGGAUUUGCUCACAAGAAGGAAGGCCUCAUUGAUAGGAAGAAACACGCUGUAAUCAAGACCGCUCAUCCUUCUCCGCUGAGUGCUAGUAAAUGGUUCGGAUGCAGGUGCUUCUCGAGAGCUAACGUCGAAUUGGUCCGAAUGGGCCGCGAACCUAUUGACUGGACUUCCUUGACGUUCUUUCUUUGA